GCUGUCUACCUGUUCCUAAUCCUUUCCCUCGUACAAAACAUACCUCACUACGACAUUGACAUCCAUUACAUUUCCCUUGAACUGAUUGGAUGCCCCGGGCUGGCAGCUAAGAAGGAUAGGUACACCGGCUUUGUCCCGCCGCGCGCUGCAAGACUGAAACAUUAUCCGGUCCUUAACCGGAGGGGAGGGGGGGCGAAGCUUUACCAUUCCACGCGCCUAUCGAGAUUUAAGAGACAUCCUAAAUGUCGACCUCACCGACUCGAAAUCAAGGCGGCGGUCUCCCUACAAAAAGCGUUACCAACAACAGCAAUAAUGCGGCUGCUCUCUCGGCCGCCUUGAAGGGCGCAACUCUUGCUUUCAACGCCCAAAAGGCUACCGCUGCUACGAAUAAUAAGAACGCUGCUGAGACGAAACAGACGUCGAUAUCCCCGAAUCGAAACACGACGCAGAACAAUACUACGAGGACGAGAACAACCGGGGCCGGGGCCGGGAACGGGGCUUUCCUUGCGGCGAAUCAUGCCGCGAGAGAUGCCUCUGUUUCACAGACACGAUCGCGGGCGAGUUCGGUGGCGCACAGUGCUUCUGGGAGACUAGAGAUUGGGAGGCAGGAGACGGGGGGUAGUUGGAGUAACCAGGGGGUUAGGGAGGAUAACAUUGAAAAGGAUGAUGAUGGGCUGGUGGCUCAGAGAGUGGCUCAGUAUCUACAUGCGGGCAGUGGGGGGGGGAUCAGCCCGGCAAUCGUCUGCCUCGUUUAUAGCUGCCACGCUCGCCGCCAGCAGGUCUACUUCUCCGAUUCCGAACACGAACCAAAAGGCAAACAACAAUGGUGUUACCCAGACCCGUCCGGGUAGGAGCAGGGGACAUAGCACCGGAGCUGCGAGCGUGUUGUCUAUGGCGCCGAGCUUAGGUCCGAAGUCGGUAGAUGCGCUGGAUACCGAGUCGAUAAUGCCGACGACGUCUUUGGUGUCGCUGUUUGAAAGCAAGGGCGGGGAGGAUGUUGACCCUGUUAAGAAGAGGGACGCGCCCACACCUAGGCAGCAAAAGGUAUCACCCUCGCUGUCACCGAGGGGUAGGAGCCCUGGGCCGGCUGGUGAAAGGCAGACACAGGAAGUGCUGGACGAACAACAGACCAAGACAAAGCCUAAACCAAAACCGAAGCCUAAGCCUAAAAAGACGCCCGUGUCUACUGAGAAGCCUAAAGCUGAGGGUGAGUCAAAGCUUGAGCAUCAUGAGAUAAAGCGUCCUGGCACGCCUCCUUCGAAAUUCUCUUCGCCUGCUGUUUCUACACAAGUUGUCUCUCAACCAAGAAGGGUUGCUAAGACGGCAAAACUGGAACCCCCGGCAUUACCACCUGCUAGGAAUACCAGUGACAAGAAUACGAAAACACCUACUGUUGAGGUUACUGCUAUCCGGUCGACCAGUAUGGAGGAAGCCAGGCCUGAAGAGAAGCAAACUGCCAAUGUGGUUGAGCAGAGGCCAGUCCCGGCAGCGCCAGUCAUGCGUCGGGUGUCUGAGUGCUCAAUGUCUUCUGAUGACAGCUUCGUCUCAGCAUCCUCAGCUCAGCAACCAGAUCCGGAAGAAGUUGAGGAACCUACCCCUCAAGAACAAGACAACAAGCCCCAAGAGCAACAACAACAACAACAACAACAACAACAACAACAAUCAAAACAAGCACCCAAACCACCCAAAUCCCGUCGCCGCCCAGCCUCCUCCCCACCACCACGCCGGCCUUCAGCACCAAGGCUAUCAACCCCCAACCUCGGCCUCGACUCCCUCACCAACGCCAUCGUAGCCAGCAACUUGGCUUCUUCCCGACUAACCCCCUCCCCAUUAGCACCACCCCCCAUCCCUCCUCCUUCUAGACGCCAUAACCCCCACCACCAUCACAACGAUAAAUCCCACAACGCUUCCCUUCCGCAGAGAACAGUCGACUCUUUGACGCCUCAUCGCAGUGGCAACUCCAAAUCGGGAAGUCGCUCCCCAAAACGGACGGGAAUGCUCACCACCCUCCGGCAACCCCCCACGUCUCUGUCAGAUGACGAAGACGCCAGAAGGAAAAUGCAUAGGCACGCCCACCGAAAGGGAAAGGUGCUCGGUCAUCACAUACCCGGCCGGAGGAACCACGCUCACCACGAGGGGUCGAGAUCGAGGUGGAGGGAUGAGGUUACGGCAGGGCAGAGGAGGAGGUAUGAGGCUGUUUGGGCGAGCAAUAAGGGGUUGUUUAUGAGGCCGGGGUGGGGGUUUACCGGUGGGGAGGAUGAUGAUGAGGAAGGGAGGGCACAGGCUGGGACGAAGGAGGCAGAGUUGGUUGUUAAUGUUGUGGUGAGGGAUAUUUGGGACAGGAGUCGGCUGCCGAGGGAGGAGUUGGCCGAGAUAUGGGGGUUGGUUGAUCGGGGGGGAAAGGGGGCGUUGGGACGGGAGGAGUUUGUGGUGGGGAUGUGGCUCGUCGAUCAGAGGUUGAGGGGGAGGAGGUUGCCCGGGAGGGUGGGGGGGAGUGUCUGGGAGAGCGUGGGGCAGGGGGUGGUGAGGGUUUUGCCGCCGAAGGGGGAGUUGAGGAAGAAGAGGUGAUGGUGGGGGUUGAUGAUGGGGGGGAAUAUAAGGUGUGGUGAAUACAUAAUAAACUGGGAUGACCGAUGAUGGGAUUCGCUCAAAGGACAAGAGCUAUAUAGCUGACGUUGACUUUACUUGUUACCUAUGUAUGUACCUAUGCAUGUAUACGAGGGAUGAAAUAUAGAUAUUAAUGAGCCAUGAGGUAAAGGGGGUGCUUACCUCAUCCCAUACCCCCUUUCUAGAAACCAACUUUGAAGAAAAGUAGAUGAAUGAUGCUGCCUAUGGGUCGCAGUCAUGACACUGAUGGUUUUUUUUUUUUUUUUUUAAAAAAAAAAAAGGGGAAAAAAAAGAAGUAUCGGUACUUCAACCGAGCACUGCACAAACA
Podospora pseudocomata is the source of this 2935-nucleotide messenger RNA. It is a transcript of the gene IRS4, whose product is annotated as Increased rDNA silencing protein. The transcript is spliced from 2 exons. Gene Ontology annotation, biological process: endosomal transport; endocytosis. Gene Ontology annotation, cellular component: cytoplasm; plasma membrane. Bases 664 to 2568 code for a protein of 634 amino acids. NCBI's taxonomy places the organism in Eukaryota, Fungi, Ascomycota, Sordariomycetes, Sordariales, Podosporaceae. The record is from RefSeq and is a predicted model, not a curated record. Gene Ontology annotation, molecular function: protein binding.